This is a messenger RNA of Penicillium canariense, 1659 nucleotides long. RefSeq names its product C2H2-type zinc finger protein. The coding region runs from base 1 to 1659 and encodes 552 amino acids. The record is from RefSeq and is a predicted model, not a curated record. Gene Ontology annotation, cellular component: nucleus. Gene Ontology annotation, biological process: regulation of transcription by RNA polymerase II. The transcript is spliced from 2 exons. NCBI's taxonomy places the organism in Eukaryota, Fungi, Ascomycota, Eurotiomycetes, Eurotiales, Aspergillaceae.
AUGGCCACGAAGCGAAAGGCCUCCAUAGAAGAGGUUUCGCCAUCUAAACGACGGCAUCAGCCCCUUCUGGAUCACGAUGACCUAAUCUACGGGGAAGCGCAUUCUGACGCCGCAUACUCGGCAUCUGAGACCCCCAGCCUUGUGAGCGAUGAUAUAAAUGAGACUCCUGCGACACCAGUCUCUACCACCUCCACACGAUACCCGUCAGAGCUGAAAACUCAUCUCUGCCCGUUUGAAGGAUGUUUCAAAGCCUUCAAUCGCCCUGCUCGACUGCAUGAACAUAUUCGGUCGCACAAAAAUGAGCGAGUCUUCAAGUGUACACAUGAAGGUUGCGACAAAACCUUCCUGCGUGCCUCCCAUCUCCAACAUCAUGUGAAAAGUGCCCAUACCGGAGUCCGUGACUAUGUCUGCGAUCGCCCAGACUGUGGGAAGAGCUUUGUGACCGGAUCACGUCUUCGUCGUCACCUUGCUGCGCAUGAUGGUCGAGAUAAGUUCCGCUGCACCGAGUACCCGCCUUGCGACCAGACCUUUCGGAAGCAUUCUACCCUCCAAAAGCACAUCAUAACGGUCCAUCUGCAUCAAAAACCAUACCCUUGCACCCAUGUCGAUGAAAAUACUGGAGAGGAGUGCCAAAUGGCAUUCGAUACCGCUGGCAAUCUUCGAUCCCACGAGAGCCGAGUACACACCGAAAAGCGGUUCAGCUGCACAGAAUGCGCCGAACGAUUUCAGCAGCAAUCCUCAAACAUGGAUACCACCGAAAACCACUCCGAUCAAUCUUUCGUAUUCCCUACCUACGCUCUGCUACAAGCUCAUAUCCGGACCGCACAUCCUCCAAAAUGUCCGAAAUGCCCUAUUAUCUGUUCCACAUCUCGUGAACUACGUCGCCAUCUUGAAGUCGCACACGGCGAUGUCAGCCUUGAAGAGAGGAAAGUCUUUAAGUGUACCUUUGAUAGCUGCGACCGCAGCUUUACCAAAAAGGGCAAUCUGACUGUUCAUAUUCGCACCUUCCAUGAAGGCGAAAAGCGGUUCGUGUGUGGUGAAACAGACCUUUCCACCUCGAAAAAGGUCGCCGGAUGGGAUGGUUGUGGCUGCGGAAAGCGAUAUGGCACUAAGCUCGUACUUGAAGAACAUGUUCGCACAGCGCAUAUGGGAUUCAAAAACUCCAAGGCAGAGCGACGCGAGCGACUUGGACUGACCAACAAGCCAAGCAACCACCACCAGAUCUCGACAUUGGCAGCUCUCACGGGUCAGGGCUAUGCAGAAGAAACAGGUCGCCAUAUUGCUUGCUUCUACGAGUCAUGCGAACACCGAUUCCACCGCGACUACGACCUGUGGGGGCAUAUGACUGCCAAGCAUGGCUGCUCCGAAGACCAGGUACAAGGUCUAUUCAUGCAGCGUGCCCUGUUGUCCGACCAAACCGGCCCUGGAGGGAACUCGCUCGGUAUCUACGGUCUUGAAUUUGAUCAGGCCUUUUCUUUUGAUCCGGGUGCGACAAACGAACUUCCCUCCACGGAGCAGCGGACUGGACUGGACUCUGACUUGUUGAUGCAUGACGCUUUUUCGGAAAGGACGGAGGGAGAUAUUGAUGCUAUGAUACCCAGCCAUAAUGACAUGGCAUUCAUUGAUCCGGCUCAGGCAUAUCAUUUGAUGGAAGAGUGA